This is a messenger RNA of Racocetra persica, 618 nucleotides long. The record is from the annotation of a GenBank genome assembly. Lineage: Eukaryota; Fungi; Glomeromycota; Glomeromycetes; Diversisporales; Gigasporaceae.
AUGUACGGUAACGUAGGUCUUUCUACACCUCGUGGAUCUGGAACGAACGGUUAUGUCGUUCGUAAUCUUUCAUAUAUUAAGACACGUAGAGACAAUGUUCAAUAUGAGUCAUUGGAUGAAAUCAAAUCCAAAUCCUCUUCAUUAUUGAACCGUAAACCGAAUAAAGAUAUUUUAAAGCAUGAGAAGAAGAGACAAGUUGAGAUUAAGUGUAUUGACUUACGACAGCAACUUGAAGCGGCUGGACAAACUGAAGAAGAAAUUGAAGAUCGAGUAAAUGCUUUUCGUAAUGCAUUGCUCUCAGCAGUCGAUGCUGUUAAAGAUGAUAAAAACAUACAGGAACAUCAAGUACAUCAACUUAGCCAAGCGAAGGCUGUCGAAAAUGAAAAGAUGAUGAAAGCCUUAGGCAUUAAAUCAAAUAAUUAUGUGGAGGGUGCUUCUUUUGAUCGUGAGUUACAGGCACAAAAAAAGCUUGAACGUGCCGCACAAAGAGAGAAAGAGAUAGAUGAACGUCAAAAAAGGAAAGAAACAGAAGAGCGUCAGAAAAGAAAAGCGGAACGUGACCAAGAGAUUAGAGAUCAAGAAAAAAAACAAAAAAAACGGUCUAAAUUAAAGGAUUAA